Molecule: messenger RNA, 596 nt
Organism: Musa acuminata AAA Group (dessert banana)
Lineage: Eukaryota; Viridiplantae; Streptophyta; Magnoliopsida; Zingiberales; Musaceae
Product: DCC family protein At1g52590, chloroplastic-like
Exons: 4
Coding region: 19-372 (117 amino acids)
Molecular function (GO): protein-disulfide reductase activity
Source: RefSeq, a predicted model, not a curated record
CUUGGUGUACGAUCGGUGAUGGCAGGCGUGUGCAAUUUGUGCAACGGAGGAGUCAGGUUCGUGCGCGACAACGAUCCCAACAGAAGAAUCAGAUACCAGGUGCUGCAGAGCGAAUCCGGCAGGAAACUUCUGCAGAGAUGUGGGAGAUCACCCGACGACAUAUCCAGCGUCGUCUUAGUUGAAAAAGAUAGUUCUUAUAUAAAGUCGGAAGCAGUGCUAAGGAUAAUGGAGCACCUUGACCUGCCGUUCCCUCAGCUGGCUUUCUUCUUGAAGAUCGUUCCUCUGUUUGUGAGGGACUUCGCUUAUGACAAUGUUGCAAACAGUCGUUAUUCGCUAUUUGGUCGGUCUGAGUCAGGAUCAUGCGAGAUAUAGGAGUCUGCUACUCCUGCAAAUACUUGAAAACUGUAUGUUAUCUACACAUCAAACUUAUUUGGAAUUUUGGUGCUUAGCUUAUUAUAUAUAAAUAUGACUUGUAGCGUUUAAGCUUAGGAUUUAAGAUUUGUUGGGACUUACGAUUUUGUUAUUAUUGUUGUUGUUGUUGUAAGGUUUAUGAGACUUGUGACCAUGCUAUUAAUGUAGUCUAACACUUGUAUGCA